CAAGAUGGGCAAGAUCACGGAUGCUGAAGAGCAGCUCAAGAAGGCUGUUUCUGUCCGCAUGGAGAAUGGUCCUGCAUAUGAUGCGGCAGUCUCUGUCGAGAAUCUUGGUCAGGUGCAUGAAGUGAAGGGUGACCUUGAGGAAGCGAGAAGGGUAAGACUGUCCCAUCCUGCAGAUAUCAUGGUCUGCGGAAACUUUGAUUGUCCUGGUGAAACGUUUGACCGGAGCCAGCUUUCGGCUUGUUCUGGAUGCCAGUCUGCCUUCUAUUGUGGAAGAACCUGCCAGGUGAAGGACUGGCGUGUUCGCCACAAGACAUUCUGCAAAAAGCGUACGUAAACAAUGAAUCACGGAUCAUCCUCCCGAUUUUAUAGUUUUGCGUCUUGUGGCAUUUUGAGGAGAUUCAGCCCUCCUCCCGUUUGUAUCGCUCAAUGGCACGGCAUGUAUGUAAUCCCAGUAGUGAAGUCCAUUGGCCCGUCUCCUAUGUCAAGACUUUGAUCAAAGUUGCAACAUAAUAAAAGAAAACUUGUUAUUGUGA
This is a messenger RNA of Suillus fuscotomentosus, 533 nucleotides long. RefSeq lists its product as uncharacterized. Lineage: Eukaryota; Fungi; Basidiomycota; Agaricomycetes; Boletales; Suillaceae. The coding region runs from base 5 to 334 and encodes 109 amino acids. The transcript is spliced from 4 exons. The record is from RefSeq and is a predicted model, not a curated record.